Messenger RNA from Condylura cristata (star-nosed mole), 3143 nucleotides. RefSeq names its product nudix (nucleoside diphosphate linked moiety X)-type motif 4 (gene NUDT4). Gene Ontology annotation, biological process: diphosphoinositol polyphosphate metabolic process; diadenosine hexaphosphate catabolic process; diadenosine pentaphosphate catabolic process. The coding region runs from base 401 to 946 and encodes 181 amino acids. Lineage: Eukaryota; Metazoa; Chordata; Mammalia; Eulipotyphla; Talpidae. Gene Ontology annotation, molecular function: diphosphoinositol-polyphosphate diphosphatase activity; bis(5'-adenosyl)-hexaphosphatase activity; bis(5'-adenosyl)-pentaphosphatase activity. The transcript has 5 exons. Gene Ontology annotation, cellular component: cytoplasm; nucleus. The record is from RefSeq and is a predicted model, not a curated record.
AGCUGCCCAGUCGGCGCGAGUUCCCGCAACUGUUUCUGUGCGGCGCGAGCCUUGUGCCUCGCUCUUCCCCCACUGGCGGUGGCUGCGGCGGCGGCAGCGGCUGGAGGGAGCGGAGGCGAGCGGGCGUCGGGCUCCAUGGAGAGCGGCGGACGCCCGGGCAGAGGCGGCGCUUCCUCUCUGGCAUCCGGGCUCCAGUGACCCGCGCUCGCGCCUUGUCCCCCAUCGGAGCGGGCGCCGGCACCGGGACUGACCGGCCUCGCUGCCCCUCCCCGUGCUGCCGCCUUGCCUCCCGGCGCCUCGGCGCCCCGACUCGCCCUCACCCCAAAACCCCGGCGGGGUGGCGGCGGCCGGACCCCCGCGGCGGCGGCCGGAGCAGCGGCGGCAGCAAGAUCCCGCCUCUAUGAUGAAGUUCAAGCCCAACCAGACGCGGACGUACGACCGCGAGGGCUUCAAGAAGCGGGCGGCGUGCCUGUGCUUCCGGAGCGAGCAGGAGGACGAGGUGCUGUUGGUGAGCAGUAGUCGGCACCCAGACCAAUGGAUUGUCCCAGGAGGAGGAAUGGAACCUGAGGAGGAGCCUGGUGGUGCUGCUGUGAGGGAGGUCUAUGAAGAGGCUGGAGUCAAAGGAAAAUUAGGCAGACUCCUGGGCAUUUUUGAGCAGAACCAAGACCGAAAGCACAGAACAUAUGUUUAUGUUCUUACUGUCACUGAAAUAUUAGAAGAUUGGGAAGAUUCUGUUAACAUAGGAAGGAAGAGAGAAUGGUUCAAAGUGGAAGAUGCCAUCAAAGUUCUUCAGUGUCAUAAGCCUGUACAUGCAGAGUAUCUGGAAAAACUAAAGCUGGGUUGUUCUCCAACCAAUGGAAAUCCCACAGUCCCCUCCCUUCCAGAUAAUAAUUCUUUGUUUGUGACUGCUGCACAGACCUCUGGGUUGCCAUCUACUAUAAGAUAGAAUGAACAGGGAGGAUCUUCUCCUGCCAUGUGCAGUGGGGAGAGGCUUCUUUAUUUUCCUUGGCAGACAUCUGAAUGACGUUUGCAAACUGUCUGAAUUUGCCAUGCAGGGUUUUCAAACAAUUUGCAUGUAUUUCAGAUGCUUUUAAAUCUUUUUUUUAAAUAGUGUAAAAUAUUUUAAUAAGCCAAAGCCAUGUGGGAUUUUUUUUAGAUGCCUUAAUUGUCCUCUUUCCACCCCCAUCUCCCCAUGUUAUCUCAGCCAUUGUUUUAUUCCAGCAUCUUUUCAAGAUUUCUGUCCAUUUGACAACAUUCUGGUUUUUGUCAGAUCAAUUUAUUUGUGGGCUUAUUUGCCCACUAUAUUGUUUUCUUAUUCACAUCAUUAACAUACUCAAGAAAUCCUUCUGUUGUGGGAAUUUAUAAAACUAGUUCUUUGUAUUAAAUCCAUUCAUAAGUUGUUCGACAGGGCCAAAAUUUUAAUUUGUAAAUUCCAAAUUUUGGCUAUUUCUGUAUGAUCCAAUAACUCUGAGACGAGACUUAAUUUGCUAUUUAUAGGCAUCUGUCAACUGAUUGUCUCAUUUUUAAUACUAACACCCUUUUAUUAGUCUUCCUACAAAUUUUGACAACUGAUAAUGUCACAAGGUACCUGAUAUGGCUAUUUCCUCUAUAACUCACUCAAUAGUCCUGUAACACAGUAUAGUAUAACUCUCUAGAGGAUGAUUUUUUUUUUUUUUAAAUUAAGGGGGUAGUAUUGUAAGCAAAAUGCAUGUAGUGAGAUAUCGUGAAAACUAUAUUCAUGGAUUUUGAGUUAGCACAUUCAGUUGCCAACUCCGUCUAUCCAUAAUCUCUACAUAGAACACCUGAAGACCGUAUUUCUCAAAUUUCCUUAUAUAAAAAAAUUUUCAAUUUUUGAUUGGUGUCACCUUUUCAGUUUAAACUUGGUUACUGACCAUAAGAUUGGAGUCUUAUCGCAAACAUGGUCAGUAACUGUCAUGCUCAAAUAAAAUGGUCUUCUGUUAAGCAGAGACAGUUAAUUGUUAGGGCGUGUGAGAAUAUCUCAUCUGUUAAAGGUUUCAAUAGGUAACUAUUUGUCAUAGGCACUAGAACAUACCUGAGCUAAGAAAUAUUUUGUCUUACACUUGACUUUAUACUCACUCUAAAGCAAGAAUCCCAUCUAAAGCACAUGCAUCCUUUAACUGAAACUCCCGUAGUCCCCAACCAGAAAUGGAGGAGGAGAGAAAUUUGAAAAUAAUGUGGGGUUGGGUUUGUAAAUAUUGUGGCUGGUGAGUAUAAAGUAGAAAAUAAAUGUAGUUAUAUAUUCUACAAAUUGUUAACCUCUUAAAACUACAAUUGCUGCUAAAAGUAGAGUACUGUUACACUUACAGAAAAUUGGUGCCACUGUUUUGAAAAUGAGAUCUUCUGCCACAAAUGUAGCCAAACUAAAUAUUAACAUUAGUUCACAAAUUGAUGGUGUCAAAGGAAUGAGUAAAAGUAGAAAACCUUUAGCCAGUGACAUUUUGUUCUAAAUUAUGUGCUGUGAUCAAAUAUGAUCAUCCAGGAUUUUUAUAUUUUUCUUUUUACAGAAGUUAUGUAUUCUGGGUGUUUUUUAAAAAGGAAACAUUUUAGAUCCCACAAAUUGACAAUUUCUGUCAAUCUUCAGUAGACUAAGUUUUUUCUUCCUCAAUAGUCUGAGGUUUCUUUAAAUUAUAUAUUUAACACAACAGAGAAACUGGAUUGUUUUUGUAUAUAUGACUGCGUCCACCGAAAAUGCUGUCUCAAGUACUGUGGGGGGUAUCUUGUACAUGAUAUUCUUAGAGGUAAUAAUGCAUGAACUUAUUUUGUAAACUUGGACUAUGUAUUUUACAUGUAAAAUAUGUACAGUAUUAAUGUCAGCCAUCUCUCAAAAGUGAGCCUAUAAAUAUUGUUGUAUUAUUUUCUUUGGUCAGAGACAUUUGGACUAAGUAGUGCUGCUCUCUUCAGAAUUUUCUUCAGUGGCAUUUAGCAAACACCUUGUCUUUAGACUUGUCAUUAAAUUUCCAGAAUUAAAGGAAGGGCCUCAAGAUUUAUUUCUGUUAAGAGAUUCAACAGUUGAAUCUACUCUGGAUAACAAUGUACUAUCUCAGCCCUCUUAACUGUAGUGUGUUGGGACUGUCAGUUGUGCUUUUUGUGGGGUAGUUGGAUAAAAUCGAGUAAACUUUUCA